AUUCAAUGGCAGUUUUGCUCUCAAGUAAACACAGCGUUGGUCAAUAUAAUAGAUAUUAUAUUGUUUGUAUUUUUUUUUUAAUAAUACUAAUAGCAGCUGUUUUUCUGCACUUCUCCGUUGACUUAUACUAAGUUUCUCACUUUUGCUUUCGCAAAUGAAAAUAUCUACACUUUUUGUAUAUAUUAGUUGCUAUUAAAGUUAUCUAACUUAACGCUAAAAAAACUAGAAAAAGUCGAAGAAUAAGUGAAAAAUAAAGUGCUCCAUCAUUUUUCCCCAACACUAUACAUAUACUUAUAAACAAUCACAAGUAGCUCCACAAGUAUCGUCUGUAUGUUAAAGUCGGAGCAACAUUAGUACAAAUCAGCCAGUCGGUCGUGCAAGUUAGCCAAGUUCGUUGCUUAUUUCUGCUACGUACAUUCACGCGUGUUGGAUGAAUUCAUUAACACGCCGCUGCGCCAACAUUCUAUCGACACAGUUAUUAAAGCAGCAACAAAAACAACUUAAACCUCUGCCAGCCUUUAGAAGCCAGCUAAGCAUUCAGACAUUCUGUCAGUGGCAUUGGAGUAGAGACAAUCCUAACUAUCGCAACCACAUAAGGUCAACGCCAAAGCGAAGGUUUUACCAGUCAACAAACAAACCGCGUAAACAAGCACAACAACUUACGUUGCAAACAAAUCUUAAAUCUACGUGUGGAAUAUUAACAGCUGUUAAUAUGGGUUCGGCAAAUUGUAAAGAAUAUUCAACCACAACUUCAAAAAGGGUCGACAAUGCAGCUGCUAAGCCGCAGGAUGGCACUUAUCAGUCCACAACCGAAUGCGACAUGUCGGAAUACACGAGCGCCGUAGAGGUCUGCAACAUCGAAGAUCUGCAGGAGAAUGAAAUGAAACAGUUCAACUUCGAUACAGACACCAAAGUGUUGGUGAUAAAGCAGGACGGUCAGAUAACAGCGAUUGGUAAUAAGUGUACGCAUUAUGGCGCACCACUGCAUACCGGCGCUUUGGGUCAGGGACGCGUACGUUGCCCUUGGCAUGGCGCCACUUUUAAUACGCGCACCGGCGAUAUUGAAGACUUUCCGGGCUUGGACUCGUUGCCUUGUUUUAUGGUGCGUGUGGAAAAUGAUGGCAAAGUCAAACUGCGUGCUAAGCGCACCGAUUUGGAGAAGAACAAGCGUCUCAAGGAUAUGGUGAAGCGUGAUAAGUCUAACCAGCAAUGUGUCGUCGUUAUCGGCGGUGGUCCAGCCGCUGCCGUGUGCGUGGAGACCUUGCGCCAGGAGGGCUUUAGCGGCCGCAUCGUUAUGUUGUGUCGCGAACCGUGUUUGCCUUAUGAUCGCAUUAAGCUCUCCAAAGGUAUGGAUAUACCCUUGGAUAAGUUGGAAUUUCGCACUGCGGACUUCUAUGUACAAUACGGCAUUGAGACGCUAAUUGGUGUAGAGGCGACAAAGGUCGAUACUGUGGCGAAAACGGUGCGAUGCUCCAAUGACGACGAGAUCAAAUAUGAUCAACUCUUUAUCGCUACCGGUUUGAGUCCCAGAAAACCGCAUGUACCGGGAGUCGAUUUGAAGAAGGUCUUCACCUUGCGUAACUAUGAAGACGCAGGUGCAAUAUUGGCAGCAAUAACUCCGGAGACAAAUCUGGUCUGCGUGGGUGGAAGCUUUAUUGCAAUGGAAGUGGCUGCAGCGCUGGUCAACAAAGUGAAAUCGGUCACUGUGAUAUUUACUGGUGAUUAUCCAUUUGUCAUAUUUGGUGAUGCCAUCGGAAAACUUUUCUACGAUCUGUAUCGUGAGAAAGGUAUCAUUAUGAAAUCUCAAAGUCAACUGUCCGAGUUGUAUGGCAAUGCCGAAGGUUUUGUCAAUAAAGUAGAACUAAAUAAUGGCAAUAAAUUUGAUUGCGAUGUCGUCGUUUUGGGUACUGGUUCGACUUAUAAUACUGGUUUCUUGGAAAACUCCGGUAUACACGUUAAUCGCGAUGGAUCCAUCAACACCGAUAUGCAUCUGAUGACAAACGUGAUUGAUGUCUAUGCCGGCGGUGACAUUGCCAAUGCACCAAUUUUGGCAAAUGCGAAUCAACGCGGUAGCGUUGGUCACAUACAAUUGUCACAAUAUCAUGGACGUGUGGCGGCACUCAAUAUGACCGGCACCAUUGAGGAUCUGCGCGCAGUGCCAUUCUUCUUUUCACUUGUUUUCGGCAAGGGUAUACGUUAUGCUGGAUAUGGUCUAUAUGCCGACGUGCUGAUCAAGGGUGAUUUGGAGAACUUCAAGUUCGUUGCAUACUUUCUUGAUGAUCAUGGCAAUGUGGUGGCAGUUCUGACAGUUGGUCACGAUCCGGUAGCGGCGCAAUUCGCCGAGCUGCUGAGUCAGGGCAAGCGUUUGCAUCGCUCACAUAUCGAGAAUGGCGAGGAUCACUUGAAAUGGACGCAUAUGUUGGAUGAGAAGAAGGCGCGAAUACGCUGUGAAUGUUGAAGAACGUUUUCUGCGUGGGUUUUAUUAGAAAUAUAGAAACAUACGAGUAUAAUAAUACACGUUAUUAUAAAAAUGAAGUAUUAAAAAAAAAGAAAUAAAAUAAACAAUAAUUAAAUGUACACACGAAAAACACUCCCAGCUUUAUACAUAUAUGUACAUAUUUAUAUACUUAUUAUAUAUAUUUGCAUGUAAAUAUUUAAUACUCAAGAGAUUGGAAAUGAUAUACUUGAAAUAAAAAAUAAUAGUGAAAAUA
Messenger RNA from Bactrocera oleae (olive fruit fly), 2711 nucleotides. Its product is annotated as apoptosis-inducing factor 3. Lineage: Eukaryota; Metazoa; Arthropoda; Insecta; Diptera; Tephritidae. Gene Ontology annotation, cellular component: cytoplasm. The record is from RefSeq and is a predicted model, not a curated record. Gene Ontology annotation, molecular function: 2 iron, 2 sulfur cluster binding; flavin adenine dinucleotide binding; oxidoreductase activity, acting on NAD(P)H.